AUGGGCUCUUCAUCGGACUCAAGCUCGUCCGGUUCAUCAUCAAGUUCGGAUGAAAGUGAGGAGGAACCCCCCCUUCCUGCAGCUGCGGUGAAAUACUUGGACGAGGUCGGGGACCUUUUUCUUGGCUCAUCAGGACUAGCAGAAUGGUUUCAACGCCGUCAUGGAAAAUGUUGCUUCUCGUCGGACUGCAGUGGAGCAGAUGCGCCCUUUCUAGCUUUGCGGUACCUCUUUGAAGCUGCCAAUCAGGGCCACAGCCUGGUUCACUUGUCGGCAUCUGAAAUCCACCCCAGCAAGCGGCAGUUCCUCAAACAGAACUUCAAUGUUCAGCAGCUCACAGAGUCAGUGUUGAAGCAAGACAACACGCUUCUCUCAAAUGGCGUUUGUCUAUUGGAGAACGUGAUGGGUUUCAAAAUUAUAGCUGACAAAGUUGCAACCUUCAUAAUGGUCAACUGCCCAGGGUACCGAAUGGUUUAUGUCGCACUCAAUCCGCGAAGAUAUGGCGCACCUAUCAGUCGCAAGCGUAUCUUUUUGAUCAUGGUUCGGGAAGAUUGCUUGGCCAGCGAUGUUCAGAACUAUGAUUUCGGUGACUUUAUUCAGGGGAAGUUAGAUGGCAUGAAGCUUCCUGCCUCCAAAGUAGGUUGGAAUGACCUAUUGCUUCCUUCAGAGCAUCCGGCUGUGCGAGCAGAUGUUUCGAAACGGAAUCAGCGGCGGCUCAAGGCAAUGUCCAUGCCAGUCAACAAGAAAGCAAAGUGGGUGAAGAGACACCGUGAGUGGGCAAAGCAGCACCAGGUUGAUGUCCAGAAGGUCAACAAGGAGAAAUUAUUUGCCAAAAAGCACCCUUCCGCUGCCAAACAAAUUACGUCCUAUCGGGAGCUGGAGGCGUGCAACCUUCUGGCUGCAAAACAUUCAAGUCUCGCCAUGAUCAACACGAGCCAGAACUUGGGGCACAUCUCAGUGUUGGAGUGUACAUCGGAGGAGCUCUUUUGCCUUACGCCACAAGGCAAAUUUUUGGCGACGGGCCGGGGUCGCUACUUGCUGGGGCGUGAAACUAUGUUGCUCAUGGGACUGCCCGUGCACCGUCUCAACUUGAAAGGCUGCAGUGAAAAUGUGGGGUCUUGGAGUUUCUGGGGUUUUCAAAUGUGA
Messenger RNA from Cladocopium goreaui, 1143 nucleotides. The record is from the annotation of a GenBank genome assembly. Lineage: Eukaryota; Dinophyceae; Suessiales; Symbiodiniaceae.